UAUUGGCUAGCAUGCGAUGUGGCAGAUUUUUCCCAGCCAGCAUUGGCCGGCUUGUAAAUUGUCGUCCCUACCAAUCUUGAAAUAUAUUCCUUCUAGCGAUCCUUCACCCAAGCUACAAAGUACUAUAAAUGAGCACGUCCUAGCCAAUCCCUUGAACCAACAAUACCACAGCAAUCAAGCAAGCCAAGAAACAACAAUGGCCGCCUCCUCGUCGGCGCUCAUCAUUCUCCUUGCCGCAGCCCUGACCGCGGGGGCUAGCGCCAGGAGCUUCUCCAUCACGAACCGCUGCAGCUUCACUGUGUGGCCGGCGGCCACCCCGGUGGGCGGCGGGCGGCAGCUCAACGGCGGCGAGACAUGGAACCUCGACAUCCCCGACGGCACCAGCUCCGCCAGGAUCUGGGGCCGCACGGACUGCAGCUUCAACGGAAACAGCGGGAGAUGCGGCACCGGCGACUGCGGUGGCGCUCUGUCCUGCACGCUGUCCGGCCAGCCCCCGCUGACGCUGGCGGAGUUCACCCUCGGUGGCGGCACAGACUUCUACGACAUCUCCGUCAUCGACGGGUACAACCUCCCCAUGGACUUCUCCUGCAGCACCGGCGUCAACAUUCAGUGCCGCGACCGUAACUGCCCCGACGCGUAUCACACGCCACCGGAGCCCAAGACCAAAGCUUGCAGCGGCAACAGGAGGUUCAAUAUCGUCUUCUGCCCAUGAUGGCCUAGCUCUACCAUACGCAUGCAUGCUUGUCAUGCGCCAUGGCAUGCCACAAUGAUAUUUGUUGUACCGCUUCCAUUUUCCAUGUAAUAAUGGCCGUGCGAAUGUGUACGAGUGUCCAAUAAAGUCGAUACAUAAUAAAGGUAAAUAAUAUUAUCA
Molecule: messenger RNA, 871 nt
Organism: Hordeum vulgare subsp. vulgare (domesticated barley)
Lineage: Eukaryota; Viridiplantae; Streptophyta; Magnoliopsida; Poales; Poaceae
Product: thaumatin-like pathogenesis-related protein 4
Exons: 1
Coding region: 17-712 (231 amino acids)
Biological process (GO): defense response
Cellular component (GO): extracellular region
Source: RefSeq, a predicted model, not a curated record